Budorcas taxicolor (takin) is the source of this 1533-nucleotide messenger RNA. It is a transcript of the gene PLA2G3, whose product is annotated as phospholipase A2 group III. The coding region runs from base 1 to 1533 and encodes 510 amino acids. The record is from RefSeq and is a predicted model, not a curated record. Gene Ontology annotation, biological process: arachidonate secretion; phospholipid metabolic process. NCBI's taxonomy places the organism in Eukaryota, Metazoa, Chordata, Mammalia, Artiodactyla, Bovidae. Gene Ontology annotation, molecular function: A2-type glycerophospholipase activity. The transcript is spliced from 7 exons.
AUGGGGGUUCUGGUGGCACUGUUGAGGGUGCUGAGCUUCCUGGGGGUGGUUCCGGGAGGCUCCCCUGCCCUGCACUUGCACACCACCUCCUGCCACUUGGUCAGGCCCACCGCCAGCAUCCCUUUGGGAUCCCUGAGCUUCCUGGGCAAGGAUGUCCAGGGACGAGCUCUGUUCCAUGCCCGCUGGGAUGGGCACAGGAGAUUGCAGGUGUGCAGCCGGCAGGAUGAGCCAGAGCUCACUGCAGCCUUCCGUGCGCUCUGUGCUGGUGAGCUCACCCGGGGCUCCUUCAUCCACACCCCUGGACCUGAGCUGCAGAGAGCCCUGGCCAUCCUUCAGAGCCAGUGGGAGGCCUGCCAAGGGCCUGCUGAGAGUCCAGCGGGGACCAGGGAGAAGCGAGCAGCAGGGCAGAGUGGAGAGCCUGGCAUCCGGCACCAGCGGGUGAAGAGGGGCUGGACUAUGCCUGGCACGCUGUGGUGUGGAGUCGGGGACUCUGCCAGGAACUCCACGGAGCUGGGGGUCUUCGAGGGCCCUGAUCUCUGCUGCCAGGAACAUGACCACUGCCCCCAGACGGUCUCACCCUUCCAGUACAACUACGGCAUCCGGAACUACCGAUUCCACACCAUCUCCCACUGCAGCUGUGAUGCCAGGUUCCAGCAGUGCCUGCAGAACCAGCGGGACUCCGUCUCCGACAUCGUGGGCGUGGUCUUCUUCAACGUGCUGGCGAUCCCUUGCUUUGUGCUGGAGGAGCAGGAGGCCUGUGUGGAGUGGUACUGGUGGGGCGGGUGUAGAAGGUACGGCUCUGUGCCCCUCGCUCGUCUCCAGCCCAGGACCCUCUACAAUGCCUCUUGGAGCUCCCCUGCCAUCCCCUCAACUCCCAGCCCCCAGAACACAGCCCCCAGCCAGCCUCAGCUGAUGCAGCAUCCUCAGAAGUGGCCAGCACAGCAGAGAGAGUCCAGGCACCCCAGUCAAGCCAAGGCCACAGCCCUCCAGGGCCCUGUGGCCUCCCCUGGGCCUGCCAUGCUCCCCAGAGUCCAGCUAGAGGUCACCGAUCCAGGCCUCCAGGGGCCUCAGGGUGUCCACCAGGCCUGCCGCAGCUUCCGCCACCUGGACCGGUGUGAGCAUCAGAUCGGGCCCCAGGAGACCAAGUUCCAGCUGUUCAACAGCGCCUGGGACCCCCUUUUCCACUGCAACUGCACACGCCGGCUGGCCCGCUUCCUGAGGCUCCACAACCCACCCGUGGGUGCCAUCAUGCUUCGGGAGCUGCUGGGAAUGACCUGCUUCAAAUUGGCCCCUCCGCUGGACUGUGCUGAGGUCAAAGACUGUUCCAGUGACCCCAGGGCCAUAAGAGUGUCAGCUUGGCACCUGCGGCAACUUCAGCAGAGGCGACGCCAGCUCCAGAGGUCGAGCACUCACCACAGGCAGGCAAGGCCUUCAGAGCACCCAAAGUCCCCCACGUCAUUCUACGACCGGUGCCUGCAGCUGACCCAAGGAGCUGGAAGACCCAAAGGGCAGCGGAAACCCUGGAACCAGUGA